This is a messenger RNA of Oryctolagus cuniculus (rabbit), 1294 nucleotides long. RefSeq names its product serine/threonine-protein kinase BRSK2-like. The record is from RefSeq and is a predicted model, not a curated record. Gene Ontology annotation, molecular function: ATP binding; protein serine/threonine kinase activity. Gene Ontology annotation, biological process: protein phosphorylation; intracellular signal transduction. Lineage: Eukaryota; Metazoa; Chordata; Mammalia; Lagomorpha; Leporidae. Gene Ontology annotation, cellular component: cytoplasm.
GAGGUGGGUCGCGUCGGCCAUUACCACUGCCUGGUGAUGGAGCUGGUGGACGGGGGCGACCUCUACCAGCACGUAAUGAGGCGGGGCGGCCUGCCAGAGCCCGAGGUCAUGGUCAUGUUUGCCCAAGUCCUGGCGGCUGUGGCCCACUGCCACGCACAGCGGGUGGCGCACAGGGACCUCAAGCUGGGGAACCUGCUGCUGGACUCUCAGCUCAACGUGAAGCUGGCGGACUUUGGGCUCAGCUGCCAUCUGCCCGAGGGCGAGCUGGUGCAGGGCUUCCGCGGGACCCCAGAGUACAGCGCCCCCGAGGUGUUCCGGCAGGAGCCGUAUGAUCCAUUCGCAGCAGACCUUUGGAGCCUGGGGGUCAUCCUCUUUGCCAUGCUGGCGGGGGCCAUGCCCUUCAGCGGGAACGACUUGGUGGAGCUGCGGGACUGCAUCCAGAGGGGGAGCUACGAGCUCCCGUGUGCGGCCAGCCCAGCCCUGGAGGAGCUCCUGAGCUCACUCCUCAGCCCAGACCCCUGCGACAGGCCUACAGCGGAAUCUGCCCGCCAGCAAUGGUGGUUUGACCCCUUACAAGAGGAAACUGAGGGCGAGGAGGUGAUCGUGGUGCAGCCCCUGGGGGUUCCCGAGGACCCAGACGCCCAGGAGUACCUGGCGGGCCUGGGUCUGCUUCCGGACGCUGGAGCCUCGGUGCCAUCUGGUCCUGGAGGAUCCAGCCGGAUGUCCCUGCAGCCGGACUCCCGGAGCCUGGAGCAGGGACACAGGGAGCCCGAGCCUGAGCUGGAGUCCAAGUCCGAGGCGGAGUCGGAUUCAGAGUUGGUGCUGGAGCCGGAGCCCAUGCCCAAGCCGGAACCUAAGCCAGAUUCUGCCGUUGCUGCCCCCGUGCUGGCCGUUUCCCUCCCUGGACAGCUGCAGGAGAGGAGCUCUGGUGCCAGCCCAGCCCCCGAGCCUGUCCCUGUGCCUGCCCCCUCCACCCCCAGCCCCAGGAGCAGUCCGCACCUGGUGGUGCCAGAGGUCCCAGCAGCUGAGCCUGAGGAGGCUGGGCCCUCAGCAUCGGCCUCUGUCCCGAGCAAGGGCCGGCAGGGGCUGGGCAGGAGGAUUGGCAGGAGCAUCCUCAGAUUCCUCCUGCGUGCCUGCUGCCUGCCGGCCCCAGCCAGAGGCCCUGGCCCCCGCAGCCGAAAGGUGGCCCCCAGGUAGCCUGCCUCAGUGAGCAAGCUGAGCUGCCUGAGGGCUCUCAUUUCUUGAGAGCUUUCUGUGCUUCUCGUCAAUAAAAAGCUAAGCUUUAUCCAUGGAA